Ochotona curzoniae (black-lipped pika) is the source of this 1770-nucleotide messenger RNA. RefSeq names its product inositol-3-phosphate synthase 1 (gene ISYNA1). The record is from RefSeq and is a predicted model, not a curated record. NCBI's taxonomy places the organism in Eukaryota, Metazoa, Chordata, Mammalia, Lagomorpha, Ochotonidae. Gene Ontology annotation, molecular function: inositol-3-phosphate synthase activity. Bases 21 to 1682 code for a protein of 553 amino acids. The transcript has 10 exons. Gene Ontology annotation, biological process: inositol biosynthetic process; phospholipid biosynthetic process. Gene Ontology annotation, cellular component: cytoplasm.
AGCCCGCCGCCGCCGCCGCCAUGGAGGCCACCGCCGCUGCCGAGUUCAUGGUGGAGAGUCCGGAUGUGGUUUACGGACCCGAGGCCAUCGAGGCGCAGUACGAGUAUCGGACGACGCGCGUCAGCCGUGAGGGCGGCACCCUCAAGGUGCAACCCACAUCCACGCGCUUCACCUUCCGGACGGCCCGGCAGGUGCCCCGACUUGGAGUCAUGCUGGUCGGCUGGGGCGGUAACAACGGCUCCACGCUCACCGCCGCCGUGCUGGCCAACCGCCUGCGCCUGUCCUGGCCCACGCGCACAGGCCGCAAGGAGGCCAACUACUACGGCUCGCUGACGCAGGCGGGCACCGUGAGCUUGGGCCUGGACGCCGAGGGCCGGGAGGUGUUUGUGCCCUUCCGUGCGCUGUUGCCCAUGGUAGCGCCCAACGACCUGGUGUUUGAUGGCUGGGACAUCUCGUCCCUGAACCUGGCCGAGGCGAUGCGGCGCGCGCAGGUCUUGGACUGGGGCCUGCAGGAGCAGCUGUGGCCGCACAUGGAGGCGCUGCGCCCGCGGCCCUCCGUCUACAUCCCCGAAUUCAUCGCCGCCAACCAGAGCGCGCGCGCAGACAACCUCAUCCCGGGCACGCGCGCCGAGCAGCUGCAGCAAAUCCGCAAGGACAUCCGCGACUUCCGGUCAGGCGCCGGCCUGGACAAGGUCAUCGUGCUGUGGACGGCCAACACGGAGCGCUUCUGCGAGGUGGUGCCCGGCGUCAACGACACGGCCGAGAACUUGCUGCGCACCAUCGAGCUCGGCGGCAAUGAGGUGUCGCCGUCCACGCUCUUCGCCGUGGCCAGCAUCCUCGAGGGCUGCGCCUUCCUCAACGGCUCCCCGCAGAACACGCUGCUGCCUGGCGCGCUCGAGCUGGCGUGCCAGCGCCGCGUCUUCGUGGGCGGAGACGACUUCAAGUCGGGCCAGACCAAGGUCAAGUCCGUGCUGGUGGACUUCCUCAUCGGCUCGGGCCUCAAGACCAGGUCCAUCGUCAGCUACAACCACCUGGGCAACAACGACGGGCAGAACCUGUCGGCGCCGCAGCAGUUCCGCUCCAAGGAGGUUUCCAAGAGCAACGUGGUGGACGACAUGGUCCAGAGUAACCCAGUGCUCUACGGCCCGGGCGAGGAGCCCGACCACUGCGUGGUCAUCAAAUACGUGCCUUACGUGGGUGACAGCAAGCGCGCGCUGGACGAGUACACGUCGGAGCUGAUGCUGGGCGGGACCAACACGCUGGUGCUGCAUAACACGUGCGAGGACUCGCUGCUGGCCGCGCCCAUCAUGCUGGACCUGGUGCUGCUCACGGAGCUGUGCCAGCGCGUGAGCUUCCGCACCGACGCCGACCCAGAGCCGCAGGCCUUCCACCCGGUGCUGGCGCUGCUGGCCUUUCUCUUCAAGGCGCCGCUCGUGCCGCCCGGCAGCCCCGUGGUGAACGCGCUCUUCCGCCAGCGCAGCUGCCUGGAGAACACACUCAGGGCCUGCGUGGGCCUCCCGCCGCAGAACCACAUGUUCCUGGAGUCCAGGAUGGAACGGCCGGGCCCGGGUCUCAAGCGUGCGGGGUUCCGGGCCAGCGCCAGCCCUGUGCCCCCCAAGAAAGGUGCCUCCUCCCCCACUCCCAACGCCAACGGGCACCUGCCGGAGACCCCCAGCAGCUGAGGUGGUGGCCUGGCAAAGGGCACCCCCACCCCGCACCCCCACACCUUCCCGGGGACUCCCCACAAUAAAGCCGGCAGUACUUCCAGGC